This is a messenger RNA of Scophthalmus maximus (turbot), 777 nucleotides long. Its product is annotated as gastrin-releasing peptide. Gene Ontology annotation, molecular function: neuropeptide hormone activity. Lineage: Eukaryota; Metazoa; Chordata; Actinopteri; Pleuronectiformes; Scophthalmidae. The transcript has 3 exons. Gene Ontology annotation, biological process: neuropeptide signaling pathway. The record is from RefSeq and is a predicted model, not a curated record. Bases 83 to 535 code for a protein of 150 amino acids.
UCGAACGCUCUCUGCGCACCACAGCGAGUUGAUAUUACACAGUUGUUCACAUCAGGUUUUCAUCCCGUUUGGCUCUAAUAUCAUGGGCGGAGUGUGCUUGUGCUGCUCGUGGACUUGCAGACCGGUGUGGCCACUUUUCAUUAUUCUGGCCACUUUGCCCUGCGUGCUGCACUGCUCGGAGAGUCCGGCCGCUGCGGGGGCUGCGAAGGUGUACCCGCGGGGCAACCACUGGGCUGUAGGUCAUUUGAUGGGCAAGAAGAGCGUCGAGAGCCUGCCUGAGCAGCGGGAGGCAAACCCUGACGGUGACUACCUCGCGACCUCGGAAGGAGCUGGGGUCACGGAGCUGGACCGAUACCAGCCUCUGAUGGAGGCUCUGCUGCAGCAAAAGAACCAGAACCAGAUGAAGCCAAAAGCUGCAGACGGGCUGCUCCGGCUGCUCAGCAGCUGGAGAGAAGAGGACAGGGACAAGUACCUCAGAGAGAUGUCGCACCUGCGUCUUCUGGCUUUGAAACUGCGAGGCGAUGACUCCACCUGAAGGCCUGACGGAUUCUGUUUGAAAAGCGAUCAUCGGUAUAUAAUUAACACGUGCCCUGCAAUCACAUAUCUACACUGGAAAGUUUCCCUGCUGUAAGAAGAGGGCGGAAACCCACUGGGAAAUUAUUUUAUCUGUAAUUUUAAAUGUCUCACUGCAGACAUGCAGACUGGCUCGAAAACUUUAUGUUGCAUAAGCCCCAAAAAAAGAAAAAAGCCUGAAUAAAUUGAACCUUGUGAUAACUG